AUGUCCUUCGAUUAUCUCUCUCGUCCGAACGAAGUACCUGCUCACUCCCAUGGCUCAAACUUUGAUAAAGAUGCUCUGUCUCUUUCAACAAAACUGACGUGUAUCAAUGGCGAAAUGUCGCGGAUCUUAUCGCUGCAGGAACAGGUUGGCGGGCGCAGAGAUAGCGCAGAGUUGAGAGAGAUAAUACAGCGUAUGCUGGGGGAAACGGGGAAGAAGUUUGAGCGGACAGAGGUGGAUGUGAAGUUGAUACGACGAUGGGAGCGAUGUGAGCUUUCUCCUACACAACAAUACACCGCUGAAAAACUCUCGGACACAUUCUCAAAGCUCUUUACCCGUUUUCAGUCCCUCCAGCGAGUAUUGGCCGAAAAUGCCACACGGCCCCUUCCAACUGUCCCCUCAGUCUUUAGUUCUAGUGAGGCGCCAGUCACUAUAGGACCUCAGCUACCUCCAUGCGAGUCGGCCCUGGCCGAUCAAACAGAGGUUGAACUCCAGGAAGCGAUAAUUUUGCAAAGAGACCAAGAGAUACUAUCGCUACGGCAGGGGGUAGAAGACAUCAAUAAUAUGCUCAAGGCCUUGGCAGCUAUUAUAGGCAAGCAGAGAGAUUAUUUAGUGACCAUUGAGGACAACGUUGACGGGGCAGCGAGGGAUAUUAGAGAAGCAGACAGCGAACUACAGCACGCUAUCAAGCUGCAUAAACGGGCUAGGAACAGAGCAUGCUGUCUACUUCUGGUCUGCACCAUUGUGUUUGCAAUUGUAUUACUUGCGGUUUGGACCUCAGCCAGUAUCCCCUUACCAUCUCCGAAUUAG
This is a messenger RNA of Morchella importuna, 807 nucleotides long. RefSeq lists its product as uncharacterized. Bases 1 to 807 code for a protein of 268 amino acids. Gene Ontology annotation, cellular component: membrane; endomembrane system; SNARE complex. The record is from RefSeq and is a predicted model, not a curated record. NCBI's taxonomy places the organism in Eukaryota, Fungi, Ascomycota, Pezizomycetes, Pezizales, Morchellaceae. The transcript is spliced from 3 exons. Gene Ontology annotation, biological process: vesicle fusion; intracellular protein transport; Golgi to vacuole transport. Gene Ontology annotation, molecular function: SNAP receptor activity; SNARE binding.